Molecule: messenger RNA, 10538 nt
Organism: Gymnodraco acuticeps
Lineage: Eukaryota; Metazoa; Chordata; Actinopteri; Perciformes; Bathydraconidae
Product: nucleolar protein 4-like
Exons: 11
Coding region: 1124-3514 (796 amino acids)
Source: RefSeq, a predicted model, not a curated record
CGUGUCCCGGGCUAACGGGCUGGGUGGUUGUUUGUCGCAGCAGUGUAUUUGUGUGCAUUUAGGACUACAGCUGCUGCUGGGACGGACAUAUAGUAGCCUGUGUCAUUAUCACCAUCUCCUUAUCGUGUAUUUGAGCAAGGAGGAAAUGAGGCGUAGCGUUCCGCUUUAAGGGUGCAAGGGAGACGUAAGAAACCCCGAAUUCAAACAGGUGUCCGGUCGACUCCCAUCAGGAGGAAGAGAGAGGAAGGUGACAAAAGGCGCCGGAGGGAUAUUGGGAUUAAUUGUCGAGAAAUAGUGCUGUUAAUAGGCAAAUCAAUCCGCUAAUUUGAGGACGUGUCAUUUCUUUUUUUUAAACCCUGCGCUUUGGUCCAACGGUGAUGGAGACCCGACAUGGAACCCAGAAGAAACCUAGAUUUUAAUGUCGGAAUUAUCUUGGUAAAAUAAAAAGAUAGCUAAGCGUGCAUCUGCGUUGCUCUCAAGAGGAGGAAGAGGAGGUGGUUGAAGAGGGGAGGCGGUGACUGACGUCCCCCACGGGACAGGCCGAGCGACCCACGCUUCUAACAGGUGUGUCUGAAGAGGGCUCCACUCUGCACCGCCCGUCCUGCCGCUCCGUGCCCCCUCCCUGCCUGCCUCCCGGUCCCUUCUCGUGUCAUAUUGUUCCUGCAGAAAUUGCAUCCGAACAGGGGCCGGGUUUGGACUUUAAUUCGGCCGUUUUUGGCAUCCCCAGUGAGCGCUUAUUCUUUUUCUUGUUUCCGUCUCUUCGCAGCUAUCCGUUGGUGCGUAUAACAACUGAGCAGGAUAUCCAAACGGCUAAUUUUGAGACGUUAAUUUAUAAAAAAAACGGAUGGGACUUUGCAGCGUGUUCGUAUUUUUUGAGGAAAAGAGACAAUUUAAAGGGUUUAACUAGUCGAGCUAAAGGGAAGAUUUGAAGAUUUUGUUGAAUUUGUUUCACCAUAAUUGGAAGGUUUGUACUGAUUUUGCCCCCUGGUGAAAAGGCACCGUUGGUACUGUGGUUUCGGCGACGUUCGCUAGCCAAACCGAACCCUGAGAUAUUUUUACCGGAAAAACAAAGUGGGCCUUUUAUCGGACUAUUUUGUUAAAACAAAGUGCACCUCGUUUUAUCAUGACAACGAGGAAAGCCAACAGUGUGGCGGACACGGUGACUACCUCCACCAGCAGCAGCAGCAGCACCACCACCACCAACCACCAGAACCAGCCGAGGAGCCGGAGUCCCAGCAGCGGGGUUCCCGGUGCCGAGGCUGCGGGCGGAGGGGCGGAGAUGUUCGGUGCAUUUCAGGACUGGUGCCUGCGGACGUACGGUGACACCGGCAAGACCAAGACCGUGACCCGGCGUAAAUACAACAAAAUCCUCCAGACUCUGGUCCAGGGGGACGAGGAGAACAGCAAUGGGGUGUUCCUGCACGAGAAAGGCAACAACCACAUCAACGCCAAAUUUAAAUUCUGGGUCAAGUCCAAGGGCUUCCAGGUCGGGACGCUGCGGGACGAGAAGAACGGGUCAUCGGACAGACCGGUGCUGUACGUGCCCAUCAAGGCGACGUGUGUGGACGGAGUGUCCGGGGUGGACUCGUCCCUGAAGCGUGUGGCGGUGGUGGAAGAUUUCUUCGACAUCAUCUAUGCCAUGCACGUGGAGAUGAGCACGGACCCCGGCAAAGCCCCGAAACAUGCCGGCCAGAAGAAGACCUACAAAGCUAUAGCCGAGACGUACGCCUUCCUGCCCAGAGAGGCGGUGACUCACUUCCUGAUGAGCUGUGGAGAGUGUCAGAAGAGGAUGCACAUCAGCACCGCAGGACAGGACUACAAAGAGAACGACAGGCCAAGCUCUCUGGUGUUGGAGGUGAUAGACUACAACAUGCCUCUCACCACCACCUACAUGAAACACAUGAAGCUGCAGUGCAUGAGCAACAACAAGGAUGACAGUUCACUGAGCAGCGAGGAGGAGGCAGAGAUGAGCGAGCCCACAUGGUUAGCAGCUGAUCUGGGAGCAGCGUCUGACCUGAGCCCGGCCAGCCGAGGGGAGAGGAUGCGCCACAGUCCGCAGAACACACACAGCAAGGAGGACGACGAGGAUUCCUCGUCAGAGAGCGGCAGUGGGAGCGGGCUGCCGGCUCUGACCCCCCCCUCCUCCGCCGCUACGGACGCUGCUAUAGUCAGGGAGACCGGGAUCGUCAAUGGCAACGGCGGCCCCGCCCCGCUGGACUUCAGCACGCCUACGUCCUCCUCCUCAUCGUCUGAGGACCAGCAGCCCAUGAACCUGAGCGACCCCCCCCCUCAGCGCCUGUCCUCCUCUCACUUGCCCGUCACCGUGUCGGCGGCGGCGGCGGCGCUGCUCGGCGCUCUGCACCCCGAGGAGCUCCGCAGGAAGUACCCGCUGGCUCCCAAACCCUCGCUGACCCCACACCCUGCCCUGCCUCUGCCACACACACACACACCUCACACACAUAAUGCACACACUCCCAACACACACUCGCAGUCCCACUCACACACUGCCGAGCUGCGACUGGAACGAGACGGCAGGGAUUACGGGGGCAAGUCCCCUCAGUACAGUUCUGGCGGCAGCUACGACAGUGUGAAGAUGGAGUUGGGAGCCGAGGAUCUGACCACAGGACGCCAGGUCGGCCCUGACGACGACGAUGACGACCAUGACGACCAUGACGACAACGACAAAAUCAACGAAGCAGAGGGAGUCGAUCCCGAGCGACUAAAAGCCUUCAAUAUGUUUGUGCGUCUGUUUGUGGACGAGAACUUAGAUCGAAUGGUUCCCAUCUCCAAACAGCCCAAGGAGAAGAUCCAGGCCAUCAUCGAGUCGUGCAGCAGACAGUUCCCAGAGUUCCAGGAGCGCGCCCGCAAGCGCAUCCGCACCUACCUCAAAUCCUGCCGACGCAUGAAGAAGAGCGGCAUGGAGACCCGCCCCACUCCGCCUCACCUCACCUCGGCCAUGGCUGAGAACAUCCUGGCUGCCGCCUGCGAAAGUGAAACACGCAACGCCGCCAAGAGGAUGCGCCUCGACACCUAUCACGACGACCCCGUCUCCCUGGACAAGGCGUCCGGUGGGGGGGGGGGUCUGCGGGAGCCGGCGUCCCUCGCUCACUCGGCCUACUCCCUGGCCGCCUCCGCCUUCUCCUCCCAGGACUCCCAGCUCUACAUCAACGGGGCCGGCCUCAGCUACGGUUACCGUGGAUACCCGGGCCUGGGCGCUGCCAUGCAACACCCCGUUUCCCAGACGACCGGAGCUGCUAGUCAGAGCAACGGUCCCACAGACCUCAGCAUGAAGUCUCUGUCCUCCGCCAACAUCAGUAACUCCUCCUCUGCCUCCACCAACAACAGCCUGGGUGGGCGGGGCAGCGGGGGUGGAGGAGGGGGCGGGGCUUCGACCCAGCUCAGCCAACCAGAGAUCACCGCCGUGCGUCAGCUGAUCGCCGGCUACCGGGAGUCGGCCGCCUUCCUGCUCCGCUCGGCCGACGAGCUGGAGAACCUCAUCCUGCAGCAGAACUGAUUUGUGGAAAACGUGGGAGAACACACACAAACACACACACACACACACACACACACACACACAUCUCCCUUCAUGUUUGUGAAUGUCUGCGUCUCCCGCCUCUCCUAAUCAACCAGACCUCCUCCUGUUUUACUCCUCCCUCCUUAAAUCUGCCUUCUCUUCGGACACUGUGGCCACUUUGCAUUUGUUGGAGGAAAAAGUGGGAGACGGGGAGGGAGACAAAUCCCACCAAACGAGCCCCCACAUCCUCAACCCAUCUUAUCUGCCCGGGGAGGGAACUAAUGAAGAAAAAAGGAGCAUUGGGACUCUGAAGGAUACUCUUCCUCUCCUCUCUGGAAGCACCUCAUAAUCAGCACCACUCUCUGAGAGAAGGAGUGCGGAGGAGAGGAAGAAGAGUAAAGGACUGAUGAUUCUGCUGCUGCGGUUUCAGAUAAAAAGACUCCUCGUGGGUGGAGUGAAGUUUUGGAGCUCCAACAGUUUUGAUGGGAGCCCGGGCCAACGCCGUCUAACGAUGAUAACAAUUUCAAAUAAAUAACGACACCCUGAGUUAGUACUACUGAAGCUCUUUGUUAAAUGACCAGUGUUUUUGAUUUAAUGGAAGAAUUCAUUUGUUUUUUUGGGAGUCCAGUGAGCUUUUUUGUUUGUUUUUACUUUUCCCACGUGACUGAAAGAAAGGAGCGGUUUGAGCUAUCUUGACAGAAAGCACUGACUCUGAGUCCGGAGGGGUUAAAGGAUGGAAACUGGAAAAGAAAAAAAAGAAAAUGUUUGUUUAAAAAAACAAAAAAGAGGAGGAGAGAAACUUUUUGUGUGCUCGCUUGUAAAUAAGCUCUCUGUGUCCUAUAGCACUUUCCCCUCACCUGAAACCUCACCUCCUCCUCACCCCUUUUACCCAGGGAGCAACUUGCUACUUAUGCAUCCAAGACGCCAUGUUGACCGCCAGGAAAUACCUCAGAUCAGACCUGCCAAUUUCUGUUCCACACACACACACACACACACACACACACACACACACACACACACACACACACACACACACACACACACACACACACACACACACACACACACACACACACACACACACACACACACACACACACACACACAGGAAGCCAGUUUACUUCUUCUCUACCACCUGAUGUCUUCAAGGUUUAUAUAUCAUGGGUGGGAGAAUCAAACUUUAUUGCGCAAAAAGACCUGUAAUGUGGAAACGAUGAAGCAUUUCAAAGAACUGAUGAUUGAACACUGACAUCUUAGAACUUUUUUCUCUCAUCUGUGCGGGUUUACUUCGUGUGCUGCUGUAUAUAAUCAGUUCAUCUUGAAUACUUGAGAGAAAUCAGAUGGGAGAGGAGUGUGACUCUCUCCUUUAAUGGGAGGGAGAGGAGGGUGUGUGGAAGGGAGGGGUUAAAUAUUGAUCACUGGUGGCCAAUUUUACCUCCCGCUUCUACUUUUUACAAAUGUAGACGUAACGCCAACGAAACCAAGGCAUCGUUCUGUUUACCUCCCCUCCCUCUCUUCUUCUUCUCUCAUUGGACCUACUUUUCUUCAUGGACCUAAACGUCCCCCUCUUCCUCCGCCCUGGUUUGGUCCAGGUUUAAGAGGAAGAGGAGGAGUCUUACUGUGUUUGUCUGUUAAACUCUGAGAUGGCCAUUAUUGUUGUUGUUGUUAUUAUUAUGAUUAUAAUGAUGAACUCUCAUGUUGUUGCUGCUAUACAAAAGCCGGACCUUCUGCCAUAGACCUGAAACCUCAACAAAGCCGGGCGUUAGCUAGCCGCAGUGCCCGUGAAAACCUGACCGACCGACCGACCAACCAACGAAGCAAAAACAGCAGGACUCAUUGAAAACACUCCUGCCUUCAUCCCCCCCCCCCCCCCCCCCCCCCCCCCCCCCCCCCCCCCCCCCCCCCCCCCGCCCCCGCCCCCGCCCCCGCCCCCGCCCGUCUCUGACAGGUUGGUUGGUUUCUUUGUUUUUUUGUUUGCUUCAUAGGGCUUGAUUCAUGUUGUGUUGUGUGACUUUCUAACUGUGAAUUCCUUCAACCUUUUAUUUUGUAUUGCCGUAUUUCAUCCUCUGGAGGGAUGUAUUAGUGGAGUCUUGCACCUUCACUGUGGUACUCCACAUCAGGCCAACAAGUACACACUUAAACCUCUCAAGGAAGCAAAACAGUCCACUUUCUAAUCCUGAUUAACUGUUUUUUUGUUUUUUUACGAUGGGACAUUUUGUUGGUUAAUUUAAUCCAGAAAGAAAGAAAAAAAUACCACUGAAUCACCACAGAUACAUAAAAAUCAAGUAAAUCCUGUUAAAAGAAUAGUUAUGUAUUUAAUAGUGAGAUGACAGAUUGAUUUUGAGACAGCAGCCAGUUAGUUUAGCAUAAAGACUGAAAACUACGGGAAACUACGCUCUGUACAAAGCUUUGAAAAUGAUCCUACAGUACCGCACCUGGCUGAAAAAGAUGUUACAUCUUAUCAAACAAAACACAUGUAUUGACUUUCUUUUUAAAGAUUAAACAAGUGGGAUAUACCAUUCUAAUUAAUAUGCUUUUAAGGUGCCGGUUAGCAGAUUUUGUUAUAACUGUUCCCUUGUUUUAUAGUCUCUGUGCUAAUCUAGCUGGCUCCAGUUUCGUAUUUAGCUGUGACGUUGGAAAUAAGCUACUUUACUUUUUUCAACCACCACUUAGUUUAGUCUCUUGGUAAAAAGAAACCACAUUAACUUCUGGUUUAUCAAUUAACUCCUGAAGUAUCAGAGGUUUGCAUUUGAACAAAAGCGUGACUUAAAUCCUCCGAGCCAUCGUCUGUGUGCUGUGCUUGUCCUGUGGUUUCUACUCAGCUCUACUGUCAUGUCACCGUGAUUUGCUCCCUUUUUUGCACACUGAGCGAAGCAGCAGUCAUCUGUGAUUUGAAGGGGUGGGGGGGUCCUCUCUGUGUGUACCCCCCCCCUCCCUGAUUUGCACUGCUGAAGUCAGACAAGAGCCGUGAAAGAGGAGCGGUGUGUUUUUUUUUGCAAUGCAGUUGAUAAUCAUAGCAUUCACUGGUGUUAGAUUGUGUUUCAUGUCGGGCUGCAGAGCGGAGGACAUGUUGGAGCGUGUCUCUCAGGAGGUGUGAUCUCAUAUCUGAACAAACCUCCAUCCAAACUUUCACUGAUCUACAUUUGAUGUCCAAACCAACACAUCAACUCCAGAUCAGUUCAAAAUGUUGAAAAUGUAAGUUAUUUAAUUUAUGGCUGAUUAGAUAUAGAAUUGUAAAAGUUAUUUUGUUUGUCUGUUCAAAAGUGUACUGAUCAUCGAAUGACACGAGAGAAAUAUGCAAAAUUAUAACGACCCAGACAACCUUUAAAAAUGCUCUUAAAGGUGAGUCACUACAGUACAUUUAGGUCAUCCCUGAAAAAAUAUGAUUUGAAUUAGAGGAAAUCCCACAAUGUAACAUGUUGUGAGACCCACUGAGGUACAAUCAAAUGUUCCUCUAAUUUCUCCCUAACUUAGCAUCCAAUCAAUUAAAGUGUUUUUUAAGAAAUGGAGGAAAUCAGCAAACAUACAUUCUCAAAUAUUAGAUCAAAAAGAAAGGAGCACAGCCACAGUUGGAGUAAAUGAUUCAGUACAACGUAACCUCCCCAGUCUUUAAGAUUGAAUUAUCCUCAGGCUGUAUUUCUUAAACUGCAGCUUGAAAACUAAAAUUAAAUGUUUUUGUCUUUCUUUUUGUACUAAUGAGGUAAGGAGGACGAAAGUGUUAUUAUUUUAGUCUCCCUGUAAAGAGGCUCUUAUUGCAGUUAACCCCGCUGUUUCUCUCCUCAGCUAAACAGCUUCUUUAACAUUUCCAAGAAUAACUACUUUAGCACACACGACUGGAGCCCUGAGAUCGCCCGAAAGGAAUCAAAACAAAGUGCCCGAGUUGAAGUAUUUGAAGUGAUAAUCAAGUAGUCGGUCAGAAGGUCACGUUGGGGACUUUUAUCUCACCGGUUCCUAAGUGUCAACCUUAGUGUUUUCUACUGUACGUGUUUCUGAGCCCAGGUCAGUUUACUUAUACGUCAGAAAGUUGCAGAACCGCACCACAAAAAAAACUGUACAAAAAAAGAAAAAUAGGCAAAUGACAAUCUUUAGAAAGGUGUAAUUUGCUGUUUGAUUUGCGACGGCCUGUUGUUGUGUUUCAGCCGUAAUCAGAGCGUCCGUUCUCCUCCUAACGGCCAACACAUCUUCAUUUUGCAUUAUGAUUAUCAAUGUUCCUUUCAAUAUUAUUAUUUAUAUAGAUAUAUUUUGUAGUGCAAGUGAAGUGGUCAUUUUUGAGAAGAUAUUUUGUACAAUACUUCAACAGCUUCACUCCGUUUGCCUAUACUGCACAUUCCAACAUGGAUGUCAACAACGCGGGGCCUGACCGGCAUCACAAACAUGUAUCUGCUCGUUCAGCUAUCAAGCGUUAUUCUACCACCAAAAUCAAACAUCUCUAUGAAGGAUAUAAGAAUUCAAGCUGCAUGUUGACCUUUACCGUUCAAUAACUGCUCUCCUCAGUGGGUGUGAUGUCUCUCAAAGGUUUACACAGAGACGUGACUCUAGGAUCACGAUCCAGCAUUGAUCCACGGUAAAAAGGAUGAAAUAUGUUGAGGCCAGAGGAAGAGCUCUGGGAAAAGGUCACAGCGACUUCCUGACCUUGCGGAGGAACAGUAUUAAUGUCAUAAAUUAUCGCUAAUUUAAAGGUCCAAGUUACAGUGAUGUAUAGCUCCUGUAAACACAUGCAGCUUUGACUGUGGAGGUUAGUCAGCUUUCAAAAACACUCCUAAAUAUGGGCUUGCUUUUCAAGUGAAGAACCUGUAAAUUAAUGAUUUUUUACACAGAAUUACCUCCACUUAGACGUUUCUUGUGUUGCACAUGUUAUGGCUUCCUACGAAGAAACAAAGUUUAAACAUAUUUUAACCAAUUCAAGCAUAAAAACUGUUUGUUAAAAGAGAAAAUCUCAAAACACUGUGAGCUUCGUCGUAACUUUCCCCUUGUUCUUUUUAGUUUUUACCACAUAUUUAUUUAUUUAACAUUUUUAUAUUUCAUUUGAUUUGUUAACAAUUGUUCCACCCUACACAAUGUGCUUCUUUGCAUUCCUUUAAUUUUUAUAGAAGAAAUCCACUUCAUUUGACUUUUUGUUUUAUUUAUUUACAUAUAAAUAUACGAUGUGUUUAGUGUGAAAACAUCAGAAUUAGACCUUGAAAAAAACAAGUAUAAUUUGUUUUUAUUUGUCCAAUAACCUUAAUUUAACCUCAUUUAAGGGAUGAAUACGCUUCUUUGAUUCUUUGCCGUGAUUGGAUGAGAAAAUCGAUACCACUCUCAAUAUUGACCUAUUCAUAUAACUCUCUGCAAGAAAGCAAAAAGCCUAUUAACUACCAUGUGCUUUGUGGUAGCUGCAGACAGACCUCUUUGUGCAGUUAUUGAACCCAUUCAGGAGAAUCAGAAACUGCUUCAGGGACUUUAUUAAAAAUGAAAACCUGAAACCACCAGAUGAUCUGUGAUGCCGGUCAGCUCCCAAACUUCUUGCGCCAGUCUGGUCAGAUGUAAAACACACAUACAAAAAACUCAAAGGAGAAAAAGUAAUGGGCCUUUUUUAUUUUUCUAUCAGGGCAGGGUGUACAGCUACUGUCUGAAUCAAACAAUGGCUUUCUGAGCCGUUUGUCUUGCUGUUUUGUUUGUUCCUUUUCGGUGGUGCUUGAGAUUAUUUUAUUUUAUAAUUGUUAGCGACUUGAUUCUGUUCUCUUUCUGUCUUCACCUGACUUUGUACCGGACUCUUGAUUGUCUUGAUUUCCUGCGUCGGGACUGUAUACCUACAGUAAUACCAAUGUAAAACCUGUAUUCCCCUCCUGAUUUGACUCAGUGGAAGUGUGAUGUUUACAUGUACAGAUUUUUGCGAUUCUUUCUGGUUUUUUUUUUUUUUUUGUUUCCUCAUCUCUCUCUCUCUCUCUGUCUCUCUCUCUCUCCACCCUCAUCCCUGUUUUCAGUUAAUCUGACUACACACUGAAAGGAAAUGGGACUGCGUUAAAACACAAGUAUCACCAUUUCACACAUAAGCCUAUCGCAUGCGGGGACACGUUGACAUUUUUCAUUUCAGUCAGAGCACUUUUCUUCACCAGACUCUUGUUUUUUUUAAGCAUCCUUUUAGAAAUGCCUUGUUAGCGUUCAGUUAGCAUUUGUGCUAAAGGUGCCCCUAUGUUUCAUUGAGGAAUGCUAACAGCUAGUCUGUGCUUGAUUAAUUGUUGUGUUUUGGUGAAGAAACGUGGGGCGCAUCUGAAAUUGAAAGCGUGAUGUUCCCGUACAAAACCGAUUGUUUGGGAGGGAGGGGAGUCGAGCUGUGUUUGUUGGCUCAGAGGGGGCUGACCUUUGACCUCUCGGCUAACUCCACAGCACACAAAAUCACAGCGGGGCCACCAUGACCUCGGCUGGUGUGACCACGAUCGGGUGGAGAUGAUUCCUCAGUGAAUGAUAAGCCAUUACAGACCCUGUGUGUCGGGUCUCUUAGUCUAUUAGUAUAUUUAGCAAAACUUUAAACUGCAGAAGACAAAACUCAACCUCAGGAAGAAAAAAAAGGACAUCACUUUUGUAAAAACAAGUCUAUCUGGAAGCCCAUUUCCCUUUCUCUUUGAUACCAUAUAAAUUAUAUCAAAAUUCUUUUUAUAUUUAUUGUGUUUAUUAUCAUAUAUAACAGUGGACAUCUUUUUUCCAGUACCUGUGGCUGAAUAUUUUGAUUCUUUAGAAAAGUGUUGAUAAUAUAUGUGAAGCAACUUAAAUGAUCGAGGAAAAAGAAAUGAAAUCUACGGUUAUUUUUUUCUGUUUGUUGAAGCGGUACGGGCGCGAGCCCAACAACGAGAACAUAUCACUCUGGUCCAUGACAAAGAAACCAAUGAUUGAAAAACGGAGCUUUCUUUUGUGUGAUGUCUCUGCUAAGGCUACAAUGUUUCUGGAUUUUGAAAAAAUUGUGACCAUUUAGUUUUGUUUUUUUGUUUUCUCCCGAGCUGUACGUCACAAAGCUAAAUAUACUAAUAAAACGGUGUGCUAUGAAACA